CAUGUUCAUUACAUUACUUUCGAUUGGUGUUACUAUAGUUUUAAUCAGGUAUAUAGAACAAUUUCUUAGGUCAUUUUAUAUAAGUGACCUAGAGAAUAAGUAUGUUCUGAUAACAGGAUGUGACACAGGAUUUGGAAAUUUACUUGCAAAAAGUUUAGAUAAUAAAGGAAUAAAUGUUAUAGCAACUUGUCUAACUGAGAAUGGAGCUAAACAAUUAUCUGAUUGUUGUUCAAUGAAAUUAACAACUUACAUUUUAAAUGUUACUAAUGAAGAUGAAAUUGAUAAUUUAAAGGAAAUGAUUACAAAAAAAGUAGGUGAUAAAGGUUUGCACGCUUUAGUAAAUAAUGCAGGAAUUCUUGGAAAAGAUUAUGGCUCCCCAGAGACUUUAUUAAUGUCAAAUUUAACAGAAAUUUUAAAAAUAAAUUCUGUUGCACCAGCAGUACUUUGUUUUAAAUUUCUUGAAUUGUUAAAUAUGGGAAAAGGUAGAAUAAUAAAUAUGGGAUCAUUGGCUGGAAGAGUUCCAUCUGUACACUUCUUUUAUGGUAUUUCUAAAUUUUGUAUUGAGGGUUUAUCAUCCAUUUUAAGUUUUCAAUUGAAAAAAUAUGAUUGGAAUGUUUCUGUUCAUACCAUUGAACCAGAGGCAUAUUCAACUACUAUAGCUGAAGAGGAUGAACUUGAAAAGAGUGUCGUAGAAGGAUAUAAAAGAGUAUCAAAAUUUUCAAAGGAAAAAUAUCCAACUGUAGAUGAUUAUCUUCAGAUUUUUUUGUAUGAGCUUGCAGAAAUUCCGUUGAAUGACAGAGUAGAGGAUGUUACUAAUGCUUAUGAACAUGCCAUUCUUUCUGUGUGGCCUAAAAAUAGAUAUUCAGUUGGUAAUAUGGCGAAAUAUGUUAUAAUUCCUCUGAGUUAUCUUCCAACCAGCAUUACAGACAAAAUUUUUGUGGAAUGA
Dimorphilus gyrociliatus is the source of this 946-nucleotide messenger RNA. The record is from the annotation of a GenBank genome assembly. NCBI's taxonomy places the organism in Eukaryota, Metazoa, Annelida, Polychaeta, Dinophilidae.